Molecule: messenger RNA, 2555 nt
Organism: Etheostoma cragini (Arkansas darter)
Lineage: Eukaryota; Metazoa; Chordata; Actinopteri; Perciformes; Percidae
Product: siderophore biosynthesis regulatory protein URBS1-like
Exons: 2
Source: RefSeq, a predicted model, not a curated record
UGGCGUGCCAUGUUUGGCGUGUUGUACGUCUGGCGAUUGGCGUGUCUGGUGUGUGGCGUGUCUGGCGUGUCUGGCGUGUGGCGUGUCUGGCGUGUUGGGUCUAACCUCCGUCCAGUCUCUGUCCCAGGCGGACGGCGAGCUUUCCGGUCUGCCGACGCCGGACUCCACGCCGGAGCUUCCCAUCAGGAGCGUGAGGGCGCCGCGCCACCACCAGUACGAGAACCACCACGACAGCCACACCGCGGCAGACCCCGACCCCCCCGGCGGCGGCCCCAGUCUGGGCUUCAUGGCCGUCGUCGGCAACACCAUGACCCAGCCGCCGGCGUUUUCCUUCCCGCAUCACCACGGCAGCGGUCUGAGCAACGGGGCGGCGCACGGAGCCGGCGCCUCCUCCACGUCGCUGCACCUCCCCGAGGAGAGAAGGGUCGGUGACGAGCGGGCGUCCGGCGGCGGGUGCGGCGCCCCCCCCCGUCCCCCCCACUCCCAGCAGCCCCUCCCCCAGGCGCCGGUGGACGUGUCGGCGCUGGACGAGCUGCUCAAACACAUCCACGAGGUCAGCGCGUCGGGGACGGGCGGCAUCAAAGUCCUCACGUCCACGUCCUCGUCCGCCCUGUUCCCCGGGCCGUCGCAUCACCACAGCAACCACCACCACCAUCACACGCCGCAUGGACAGACGCGCACGCACCACUACAACCAUCACCACAGCAACCACCACAACAACAACAACAGCAGCGUUCAGCCGCAGCAGAGACACGCCGAGACGGAGAAGGCGCCGUAUUACAGCACGUCCAUGCUGCCGAGGGACGGCGUCCCCAAACGCCUGGACCCCCCCGCCCAGAACUCUGCCAACGCGUCCUCCGCCAACGCGUCCUCCUCUGAGCCGUCUUCCUCGUUUACGCCGCUCCAGCAACAGGUGAUUCCGGAGACACCCGGGGGAAGCGGCGCCUCCGUGACGCGCCACCUCAUCAAAAUGGGCGCGGGGGGCGGGGCCGUGCCGCGCCACCACAGCUUCAACCACCGGGGGGCGCCACACGCGCACUUCCUGGCACGGAUGAACACCAACAGCAGCAGCAACGGGCCGCCGGGCGCCAACGCUAGUGCUAGCGGUGGGAGGCAGCGGGCGUCCGUCGCCGCCGCCACGUGCCUGACGCGGCAGCACAGCUACAGCGAAGGGCCGCACGCCCAGCGGGCAGCCGUCGUCCGGAGAACGGUGUCUCUCAAACCCCAAGUACCGCCAAAACCGCUGUACCUUCCGAACGCGGCGGUGGCCGAGGCGGGAAAGUACAAGUACUGAAACUGUAGGACGACGUGAUGCCGUCGUCGCCGAGCAACGGUCUGCAUGGCGGACAAAACGUACGCGGAAAAGACGAAACAGGAGAGCAUUGAUGAGACAAAGACACUGAAGAGACAUCCGUGUUUUUUGUCCCCCAUCGCUCCCUGUAUCCGCGUGUGGUCGUUUCCCGCCGGGAGGAUGCCGUCCCGGCGCCGUCCCGCCGAGCCACAGAGACGCUCGAAAGAUCGACACAAAUGGCGUUUUUCCACUCCAUGGUAUCUACACGACCAGCUUGUUUCAAGCUAGAGACGCAUUCAUCUCAGAGAACAGUCGACUCGGAUGUUUUCUAACCUCUACAAUCAUUUUGCACCGGAAUUGUCCUUUAAGUAUCACGUGCGAACAAGAACCAAAACUUCUGUUUUAGCGCCUGUCUCUUUAAGAAACCUUGUGUCAACACAUUCUCACUCCUAGAUCGUAAAAUAUGGACGCUUGGUCAGGUGCCUUUGUUGUUGUUAUUGACAUUAAAAGUCUCCUUUAGCAUCAACAACACGCGCUUGGUUGGGACAAUUGGCAUCCAUUUUGCGCUUGGCCGGGACUACUGGUGUCCAUUUUGCGCUUGGUUGGGACCAUUGGCAUCCAUUUUGCGCUUGGUCGGGACUAUUGGCGUCCAUUUUGCGCUUGGUUGGGACAAUUGGCAUCCAUUUUGCGCUUGGUCGGGACUACUGGUGUCCAUUUUGCGCUUGGUUGGGACAAUUGGCAUCCAUUUUGCGCUUGGUCGGGACUAUUGGCGUCCAUUUUGCGCUUGGUCGGGAGUACUAGUGUCCAUUUUGCGCUUGAUCGGGACUACUGGCGUCCAUUUUGCGCUUGGUCGGGACUACUGGUGUCCAUUUUGCGCUUGGUCGGGACUACUGGCGUCCAUUUUGCGCUUGGUCGGGACUACUGGCGUCCAUUUUGCGCUUGGUCGGGACUACUGGCGUCCAUUUUGCGCUUGGUCGGGACUACUGGUGUCCAUUUUGCGCUUGGUCGGGACUAUUGGCGUCCAUUUUACACUCGGUCGGAACUACUGGCGUCCAUUGUGCGCUUGGUCUGAAAACGGAUGCCCCGGUGCGUUAAGUCGAGCUGUUACCAGCAGUGGAAAAACGCUAAAAGCUACAUCUCUGACUCGUUUCUUCUUCGGGGGCGGGGGGGGCGCUUGUGGCGAUUUUCCCCGUCUCGGCACACUGCUCAGCUCAGACGAGACGGAGAAAACAUUCCAGAAAGGAGGGCAAACGAUGUUAAUGAU